AUGACUGCAGAUGUGCUGGGGACUUUUCUGCUGCUGGAAGUUUCAGGCUUCUUUUCUAUUUUUUCCAGCCCUUCCACUCCAAUCCAUUGCCGCUGGAAUUCUUUUGGCCCUUGGUCUGAAUGUGAUGGCUGUACUCAAAAUCAGAUUCGGAGACGGACAGUAGCAGUUUAUGGCCAGUAUGGGGGGGGACCCUGCUCUGGGGAUGCCUUUGAAACAAGACCAUGCACUCCCACAAGAGGAUGCCCAACAGGAGAUGGCUGUGGCGAUCGGUUCAGAUGCUCCUCAGGUCAGUGCAUUAGCAGAUCUCUUGUAUGCAAUGGUGAUCAGGAUUGUGAGGAAGAUGGUGCAGAUGAAGAUCGAUGUGAUGAGAAGACAACUGUAUGUGAUAUUGAUAAAACACCUCCAAAUUCAGAACUUACAGGAAAAGGCUUUGAUGCCAUCACUCAUGAGACUAGGGGAAGAGUCAUUCAUACAAAAAGCUUUGGAGGACAAUGCCGGAAGGUCUUUAGUGGCGACAGCAGAGACUACUACAGGCUGAGUGAAAGCAUUCUUGCUUAUACUUUCCAGGUUAAAAUCCAGAAUGAUUUCAAUUAUGAGUUUUUCAACAGUAGCUGGUCCUAUGUGAAACAUACAGAGAGGUAUGAAAAAUCAAACAAUGGACACAGUUAUUCACAGAAUCAAAUUCUACAACAAAGUCAAAAGAGUAAGCAGCUGAUGGUUGUUGAGAACAGUGUGGAAGUUGCUCAGUUUAUUAACAACCGCCCAGACUUUCUCACUCUUGCGGAGCCAUUCUGGAAGGAACUGGCCAACCUUCCCGUCGUCUACAACUACAACAUCUACCGAAGACUUAUCGAACACUUCGGGACGCAUUUCUUACAAUCUGGAUCUCUAGGAGGACAUUACAAAGUUAUUUUUUAUAUGGAUACUGACAAAAUGAAGGCAGAAGGUAUGAGUAUAACAGACAUGUACCGGUGCACUACAUCAGGCUGGAAUGCAUUCAUUGUGAAAAAGAAGAAAGUAGAGUGCUCCAAACUUGACGAGCUGCUACAGACUUCUUCAGGAAGCAGUGGUAAUAACAUUAAAGGAGACCCCUACAUAGAAGGAGGAAGCCCAGGUGCUGUUGCUGGCCUUAGUUACCUAGAGCUGAAUAAUCCUGCUGGGAACAGUCAGAGAUACUCCUCUUGGGCCAGAUCAGUGACCGACUAUCCCAGCGUAAUUAAACAAAAGCUAACACCAUUAUAUGAACUGGUAAAGGAAGUGCCCUGCUCCUUGGCCAAAAAGCAUUACCUGAAACAAGCCAUUGAGGAAUAUAUGGCUGAAAACGAUCCCUGUAAAUGCCAGCCUUGCCAGAAUGGUGGUGAAGCAGCUGUGGAAGGAACUCAGUGUGUGUGUUACUGCAAACCUUACACCUUUGGAACAGCCUGUGAGCUGGGAACUCUUGUGCAAGAUCAGCCAGGUGUUGUUGAUGGACACUGGAGCUGCUGGUCUUCCUGGAGUCCUUGCUCAGGGGGUAGGAAAUCAAGGAGUCGAACCUGCAACAACCCCUUCCCAAGUGGUGGUGGAAAAGCCUGCAUAGGAGAGCAGCAUGAAAGCAAACUGUGUGAAGAUGAAGAGUUACAACAUAUUCGCUUGAUGGAACCACACUGUUUUGAUUUAUCCAUAACUCCUACAGAAUUCUGUUCAUCUCCUCCUCUCUUGGAAAAUGGAUUUGUUCAAAAUGCUGAAAAUUCAUACCCUGUUGGGAAAAGCAUUGUUUUUGCUUGCAGACAUGGAUAUUCUCUUGUUGGUGAUCCUAUUGCUAAGUGUGGCAGUAAUUUACAGUGGCAAGUUGGAGACAUGUAUUGUCAGGAAACUGCUUGUCUCCUGCCCAUCCUGGAAGGGGGUUUGCAAGGAGAGCCAUGGAAACCUGUGUAUGAGAUUGGUGAGAGGAUAACUCUGUCUUGUCCACAUGGCAUGCACUUAGAAGGGCCACACUCUGUUUUGUGUGAGCCCAGUCUCAAGUGGUCUCCAGACAUGAAGUCUAUUCAGUGCAAAAGACUAGUGCCCACUGUGAAACCAGAAGUGACAGAGCCUAAAUGUCAACCAUGGGAGAAAGUUCAUCAUUUGCAAUGUGUAUGCAAAAUGCCCUACGAGUGUGGUCCUUCCCUGGAUGUCUGUGCUACAGAUCAAAGAACUAAGCGCAACACACCUUUAACUGUUUGCAAGAUGCGUGCCUUGGAGUGUAUGGGCAGAAAAUACACUCUUACUAAUGGAGAAAACUGCAAAAUACCUCAGGCAGCUGCAAUACCGUGUGGAUCGUGCCGUUCGUGGGAAAAAUGUGAUGAGCAAUCCAGCACCUGUGUUUGUGAUGAAGACAGGCCAUGCAAGGAGGAAGACAUCCAGAUCUGUGCUGAAGUGAGUGGCUCAGCUGCCCACCGGACCAUGACUGAGUGUGAAGCUGGGCAGCUCAAAUGCCAGGGGGAGACUGUCACCCUUGUCAGUAUAAGGCCCUGUGACAUACAGAGCAAAUAA
Messenger RNA from Indicator indicator, 2511 nucleotides. RefSeq names its product complement C7 (gene C7). The transcript has 18 exons. Lineage: Eukaryota; Metazoa; Chordata; Aves; Piciformes; Indicatoridae. Gene Ontology annotation, molecular function: protein binding. Gene Ontology annotation, biological process: immune response. Bases 1 to 2511 code for a protein of 836 amino acids. Gene Ontology annotation, cellular component: membrane attack complex. The record is from RefSeq and is a predicted model, not a curated record.